Phragmites australis (common reed) is the source of this 1831-nucleotide messenger RNA. RefSeq names its product serine/threonine-protein kinase-like protein ACR4. The record is from RefSeq and is a predicted model, not a curated record. Lineage: Eukaryota; Viridiplantae; Streptophyta; Magnoliopsida; Poales; Poaceae. Bases 365 to 1459 code for a protein of 364 amino acids. Gene Ontology annotation, molecular function: protein kinase activity; ATP binding. The transcript has 9 exons. Gene Ontology annotation, biological process: protein phosphorylation.
CAUAUUUGUUUGCUGGUGUAUUGUUGUUCACUUUUCUUGUGGGCUCCCCCCUCUCCCCUCCCUCCCCAAAACCUCCAAACUCAUCUCACUCACAAUCAGUUGACAGUACAGAGAUAGACCCACCUGGGGAGAGUAGGAGGAAGAAGAGGAGGAAGUGGAGGAGGAAGAAGAAGGGGGCAAAGUCAAGAGUCGGUAGGGAGAAAUUGUUGUCUGCAGAAUGGCUUCAGCAUUUGAUGAUGCUGUUGUGCUUGGAUGGAAAUGAUGCCAGGAGACCUGGACUAUCUGCAGGUUACAUAUCUGCAGACUUCAUCACCAAGGCUACAAAGAUUACUACCCUACUCUGAACGAGGAUAUCCCAUACUAGAUGUCAGGAAUUCUUGCGGCAGCUCUAGGAGGUGCAGCAGGAGGCUUGGCACUAGUAGGCAUUGUCAUAGUUGUAGUAGUACUUUGCCUACGGCACCGCAGAAGAACUUCAGACUCUUCAGAAGGUAGUUCAUCAGGUCCAGCUCUACCAGAGUCACAGGGAGCAAGAUGCCUGAGUUUGGAGGAAUUAGGUUCAGCUACAAGGAACUUCAGCAGUGUGAAUCUUAUUGGACGUGGAAUGUUCGGAGAUGUAUACAAGGGUUUGAUACAGGAUGGCACAAUGGUUGCUGUUAAAAGACGACAUUCUCCUCCUAGCCAGGAAUUUAUUCAAGAGGUUAAUUACCUGUCAUCUAUCCGUCAUCGUAACCUUGUAAACCUUUUGGGGUAUUGCCAGGAGAACGGCAUACAGAUGCUUGUUUAUGAGUAUGUCCCCAAUGGCAGUGUUUCUACACAUUUACAUGGUAACAGCCAUGCCCCAGGUGUAAAGCUAGAAUUCAAGCAGAGACUUUCUAUUGCUCAUGGAGCUGCUAAAGGCCUAAGUCACCUGCAUUCGCUGACACCCCCUGUGAUCCAUAUGAACUUCAAAACAGCUAAUGUACUUGUGGAUGAAGAUUUUGUACCAAAAGUUGCAGAUACUGGCAUCCCAGGCCUACUUGAUCGACUCGGUGGUGCAGGACCGUCUUCCAGAAUAUCUAAUGAUUCUUUCCUUGAUCCUCGAAUGAAGGAAUCCAUAAAUUUUUCUGUACAAAGUGAUGUGUACAGUUUUGGUGUGUUUCUUCUGGAGUUGGUUAGUGGACGAAGAGCGGUAUCUGAUCAAAGCAUCAUUCAAUGGGUACAGAACUUUCAGGAAUCAAGUGAUAUCUCUGCAAUUGCAGAUAACAGAAUGACCAGUGGCUUUACCUCGGAAAGCAUGAAGGAAUUGCUGCGCUUGACAUCAUGGUGCUUAAACCCAAUAAGCGAGCAGCGUCCGUCGAUGAGCUUGGUGGAGGCUGAAAUACACCGGAUCCGUGAGCAAGAGAUCAGGUUGACGACGGUCAUGGCAGAAGGCACCCCAACUGUGACUCUAGGCAGUCAGCUCUUCACAACAUCAAGGUGAAGAACAAUGGAACGUGUAGCAUCUCAUAGCAAAGCUAGUUCUCUCGUCAGAGUUAUAGAUUAGUCUGUCCUCUUCCAACUUGUCUCUUCUUUUCAUGUUGAGUCAGCUGCAUCUCAAGUGUACAAAAAAGGAACAGCUGAGAGGUCCCCCCCCCCCCCCUUUUCAUUUUUCUUACCCUGCUGAUUUCUUUUUUUAUUCUUCUUUCUCCAUAGAUUUUAGAAAGAAUGACUUUUCCUUUCUGUCGGAUAUUUGUAAGAUUGCGAGGGUGGUGGCAAACCGGCUAUUCGAAAUGUCCAGUGCAUUAGUGCCCAUGUAUUUUCUCAAAACAUUGGAGAAAAUAUAAAAGAAACAUGCAGGAAGUUGAAGGAACAA